Penicillium maclennaniae is the source of this 1335-nucleotide messenger RNA. Its product is annotated as cation diffusion facilitator family transporter. Lineage: Eukaryota; Fungi; Ascomycota; Eurotiomycetes; Eurotiales; Aspergillaceae. Gene Ontology annotation, molecular function: monoatomic cation transmembrane transporter activity. Bases 1 to 1335 code for a protein of 444 amino acids. The transcript has a single exon. Gene Ontology annotation, biological process: monoatomic cation transport; transmembrane transport. The record is from RefSeq and is a predicted model, not a curated record. Gene Ontology annotation, cellular component: membrane.
AUGGAAGAGCAUCUACGUCAAAGUAUCUCCAACCACCCCUCAGCGUUCCAGCUGCACAACAGUUCGCCCCACCGAUCCGAGAGGAUGGCGCGCACGCAGCACGAAGCCACCUCCACGGCCCUGGAACUCCAGGAAAUCAUGCAGAACCGCCGUGGUAGCUCCGACGAAGAGGGCAUGCCCCCGCCUCGCUAUACUGCUGACAUUGACCCGUUCAAGCUGGCAUCGAAGCUGAAAACCGAUGAAGAAAUCCGACAGAUCAAGGCCAACACCUCUCGGAAACGCGACAAUGCCCACAGCGUCAAGGUCAUGGAAAAGGGCAAGCAGGCCAUCACUGCUCGUAAAUUGCAGGGCUUUUACGAGAACCAGAACGAGAACAUUGAACGGAUGUUGAAGCCGGUCGAAGAGCAUGUUCGCGCUGCCCGUGAGCUCAACAGCGAGAAUAGCCUUAAAUAUAAGAUCGCCGUCUACGCCAGUUUCGCCGCCAACAUCAUUCUCUGUGUUGUGCAAGUGUACGGUGCCGUCUCUUCCGGCUCCCUGUCCCUGUUCACCACCAUGGCCGAUGCCAUCUUCGACCCCAUGUCCAACUUGACCCUUUUGCUAUGCAACAAGGCCGUUAACCGUGUCGACUCCCGCAAAUUCCCCGCCGGCAAGGCUAGGAUCGAGACCGCCGGCAACAUCUGCUUCUGUUUCAUGAUGACCGCUGUCUCCUUCAUUAUUAUUGCCUUCUCCAUUCGCGAGCUGGUCGAGGGCUCCGACACCCUGACUGCGUCCUUCCACCUUCCCUCCAUCAUCGCCGUCGCCGUUGCCUUUUGCACCAAGCUGGGUCUUUUCAUGUACUGCUUCACCUUGCGCAACCAGGUCUCCCAGAUUCGCAUUCUGUGGGAAGAUCACCGCAACGACCUUCUCAUCAACGGCCUCGGUCUGGCAACCUCCCUUAUGGGAAGUAAGAUCCGUUGGUGGAUUGAUCCCAUGGGCGCUAUUCUACUGUCCGUGCUCGUCAGCGGGCUCUGGCUGCACUCCGCCUACGGCGAAUUCCAGCUUCUCGUCGGUGUCACCGCCGAUACCAAGAUGCAGCAGCUUAUCACCUACAUCUCUAUGACCCACUCGCCCCUCAUCACUGCCAUCGACACCGUCCGCGCGUAUACUUCCGGACCUCGUCUGCUUGUUGAGGUUGAUGUCGUCAUGGAUGCCUCCGAUUCUCUCCGCGCUACUCACGAUGUUGCCGAGGAACUGCAGAUGAAGCUAGAGUCCCUGCCUGAUGUUGAGCGUGCCUAUGUUCACGUCGAUUACGAGACCACCCACAAGCCCGAGCACUUCCUUAAGAAGGAGCUGUAA